Messenger RNA from Porites evermanni, 3938 nucleotides. The record is from the annotation of a GenBank genome assembly. Lineage: Eukaryota; Metazoa; Cnidaria; Anthozoa; Scleractinia; Poritidae.
AUGCAAUUGAAAAUUGCUUUUAUUCUCGUUCUAUACGCGGUAAUCAUACCGUUUCACUGCUCUGCUGCUGUCGUUCGAGCGGAAGAGACGAAAGCUUUGGCGUUUCUGAAAAAAUACAACAAGGAGGCUCCCAUUGAGAAAAGAAAGUUUAUGGACCUUGCAUGGAAUUACGCUACAAACAUCACAGAUCACAAUAGCAACUUGAAGACAACCGGAAGCCUCGCUAUCACAGCAUUUCAAAAUAAGAUGCGAGAGAGAGCGUCAAAGUUCGACUUGAGCAAAUUGUCCGCCGACACCAAGAGGCAGAUCAAGUUUAUCACUUCUUCAGCGAUACCCAAAGAUAAAGCCGUGCUGCGUAGAAUGACCAAGCUCAUACCAAAAAUGGAGGGCAUCUACAGCACAGGCAAAGUUGAAGAUAAUGACGGCAUCAAGUUUGCACUAGAGCCAGACUUGUGGAACAUAAUGGCCACAAUACGGGAUUAUGAUAGACUUCAGUUUGCAUGGAAAGGCUGGCGGGAUGCGGUUGGCCCGACACUGCGACCUCUCUACAAGGAAUUUGUGAAACUGAAAAACCAAGGCGCCAGAGAUAAUGGCUGGAAAGACAUUGGCGAGUACUGGCGAUCGUUUUACGAAAUUGAAGACUUUGAGGGCAUGGUUGAAGGCUUUUGGACCAAAUUAAAGCCUCUUUUUCAAGAGCUCCACGCCUAUGUGAGAUAUAGGCUCAGCCAGAAGUACAGCAAGAUGAAAAAGAAAGGUCCAAUCCCAGCGCACCUGUUAGAGGACAUGUGGGCGAUGACGUGGGAAAAUAUUUACGAUCUGGUCGAACCAUACAAAGGCAAGCCCAGCCUAGAUGUUACAGCUAACAUGGUAAAGCAAAACUANAUACCGUUUCACUGCUCUGCUGCUGUCGUUCGAGCGGAAGAGACGAAAGCUUUGGCGUUUCUGAAAAAAUACAACAAGGAGGCUCCCAUUGAGAAAAGAAAGUUUAUGGACCUUGCAUGGAAUUACGCUACAAACAUCACAGAUCACAAUAGCAACUUGAAGACAACCGGAAGCCUCGCUAUCACAGCAUUUCAAAAUAAGAUGCGAGAGAGAGCGUCAAAGUUCGACUUGAGCAAAUUGUCCGCCGACACCAAGAGGCAGAUCAAGUUUAUCACUUCUUCAGCGAUACCCAAAGAUAAAGCCGUGCUGCGUAGAAUGACCAAGCUCAUACCAAAAAUGGAGGGCAUCUACAGCACAGGCAAAGUUGAAGAUAAUGACGGCAUCAAGUUUGCACUAGAGCCAGACUUGUGGAACAUAAUGGCCACAAUACGGGAUUAUGAUAGACUUCAGUUUGCAUGGAAAGGCUGGCGGGAUGCGGUUGGCCCGACACUGUGACCUCUCUACAAGGAAUUUGUGAAACUGAAAAACCAAGGCGCCAGAGAUAAUGGCUGGAAAGACAUUGGCGAGUACUGGCGAUCGUUUUACGAAGUUGAAGACUUUGAGGGCAUGGUUGAAGGCUUUUGGACCAAAUUAAAGCCUCUUUUUCAAGAGCUCCACGCCUAUGUGAGAUAUAGGCUCAGCCAGAAGUACAGCAAGAUGAAAAAGAAAGGUCCAAUCCCAGCGCACCUGUUAGGGGACAUGUGGGCGAUGACGUGGGAAAAUAUUUACGAUCUGGUCGAACCAUACAAAGGCAAGCCCAGCCUAGAUGUUACAGCUAACAUGGUAAAGCAAAACUAUACUGCGCUGAAAAUGGUGCGACUCGCCGAGUCGUUUUUCACGUCAAUUGGUCUGGAAGCAUUUCCCAAGUCAUUCUACUACAAGUCUUUGUUUACCAAGCCUGAGGACGGCAGGGCGGUAGUUUGUCACGCAUCAGCUUGGGAUUUCCUCAUAAACAAGGACGUCAGGUUAGACUAGUGCUUAGUUUAUCUCCCGGGGGAAUCCCAUAUCACAGUGAUGGGGUGAUUGUCGUCUUGCUUAGGGGUAUACAGUACAUUGCCGAUUUUGCCCUCACUUAUGGUGUUCUGGAUUAAAAGCCUUUGCGUAAGGAAGUAUCCAUAUAAAAAGAGAAAACGCCGUCAUACAGUCAACUCUCGCUAAGACGGACAGCUUUGGGACCGGCAUUAAGAGUUCGCCUAAGAAUGAUGUGGGUCUAAAGGCCUGUUUACGUGGAGGUGGGAGACCCCAGAUAGGUGAGGUAACACGUGGCGGGUCACCUCACCGAUCAUGUAAACGUGAUCGAAUUAAAAUGAGAGAUUAUAUGUACAGGCGGGUUACCACACCUAAGCGGGUUACCUCACCUACCUGGGGUCCCCCACCUCCAUGUAAACAGGCCCUAAUAGAGUCAAAUAAAAGGUCGAGUAAAGAAAGGCAGGGACCAACUCUAGGUGUCCGUUUUACCGAGGUGUCCGUCUUAUAAGUCAAUCCCCGUUAAUAUGGACACUGAGAGGACAAUAGAAAGUGUCCGUAACAAUGAGGUGUCCGUAUUAAGCGGGUGUCCGUGAAACGGAGUUUGACUGUAUGGUCUGUAAAGGUGUCAGGAGAGAGUCGAUUGUACUUUGUCGGAUAGGGGUCAAAUUAAGCCUGAGUCUCACCCAGAUUGGUGUUCUUUAGGUGUUAAUUAAAUUCUAAUUUCCCGACAAAUAUCUCAGUCAGUCUCUUUAAUAUUGAGUCCACACUCCCGGGGGUUCAUCACACUGUCUGUUUACAUUUUUAGGUGUACAUUUGAGCUAAUUAGAAACUCCAAAAUUUUUCUUUGAAUAAACGGAAAGAUCCAAUCACUGAGGUUUUCUAAUUAUAAAACGGUCAUCGAUUUACGGUUUAGGAUGGACAACGGUGUUGUUUUCCGCGAGGUGACUUAGUCGAUCAUAUGCCCUUGCCAAAAAGGACAAUUUUUUGCAGACUUGUUGGGUUAAAAAUGAGUGAAAAACUGCAUACAUUGAUCAACGAUUUGCAACUACUUAAAAGUUUAAUGAGGUUUAGAGCGAUGACGGCUACGACACGGUCUUUUCAGAAUCAAGCAAUGCACCACUACCGAUCAUAGCUACUUGAUAGUCACUCACCACGAGUUGGGCCACGUUCAGUAUUUCCUACAGUAUUGGGACUUACCGUUCGAAUACCGCGAUGGCGCCAACCCAGGAUUCCAUGAAGCCGUUGGGGAUACCCUGUCACUUUCAGUCGACACUCCACAGCACUUGACAAAAAUUGGUUAGUUAGAGGAGUACAGCGAUGAUAAAGGUAUAGAAUACACUAGACUACGAGUAGUCCCCAUUUUUCCUCAGGGAUAGUAGAUCGAGCGAAACGCGAGCGCGCGUGAAAAUCACCUCACGCGAGAAAGGCGAGACUGCCCCGUCUCGCCUGUCUCGCGUGGGGCGAUUUUCACGCGCGCACGCGUUUCGUUUGCUCUACUAUCCCUCAGGAAAAAUGGGGACUACUCGUCUCACCGCCGCGUCUCGCCUUUCUCGCGUGGGGUGAUUCUCAUGUGCGCUCGCGUUUCGCUCGCUCUACUAUCCCUGAGGAAAAAUGGGGACUACUUGUAGUCUAAGAAUACACUGCAUUUAACUCAUUAUCUCGCACCUUGUAAGGGAAUCCGGAUUGCAGAAUCGGGGAAAUUCUUGCUUGUGGAUUCCGGAAUCAGGGAAAAUUUUGCUUGCAGAAUCCGAAAUCCUGGGGUUUGGAAUCCAAAAAUAUCCCACUAACGAUUGGAAUCCAGAAUCCAAGUUCCAUUGGAAGCUGAAAUCCAGUACCUUGAAUCCAGAAUCCACAGUGUGAAAGUCAGAAUCCAAGACUGUCUUAGAUUUCCUUACAAGGAGCGAAUUAUCUCCCAAAUCAAUCUCUUGCUUUCUCUCUCUCUGUGAGAGAACUAUGAGCCGGUAAAAUGCUAACCAUUUACAUAUAAUACAGGCGAAGACACUGAGAAAUAUUACACAAAAGACUUAGCAAACUGUGAUCACACGAGA